UUGAAAAGGUCAUAGGUCGGCAAGAUGGCGGACCAUAUGUUGCACAGCGGCUACCAUCACCCAGUUUUGCGGGAAUGGCAGCAAAACGACUGCAAAUUCAACGCGUCCAACCUGAUGUACCCAAUCUUCAUCACCGACGAUGCUGAUACUGUAGAGCCGAUUGCAAGCCUGCCUCUUCAGUCAAGAUUUGGAGUAAACAAGAUAGUGGAACAUCUGAGUCCACUAGUCAAGAAAGGUCUAAAGUGUGUUCUCAUAUUUGGGGUUCCUUCCAAGCUGCCCAAGGAUGACCGAGGUAGCAGUGCAGAUGUGCCAGAGACUCCUGCUAUCUUAGCUGUACAGAAGCUGAGAGAAGCCUUCCCAAGUCUCCUGGUAGCCUGUGAUGUCUGUCUGUGUCCUUACACCAGUCAUGGGCACUGUGGUAUCUUAAGAGAGAAUGGGACCAUAAACAAUGAUGCCAGCACACAGCGACUGGCUGAGGUGGCCUUGGCUUAUGCUCAAGCCGGUUGCCAGAUCAUUGCUCCCUCUGACAUGAUGGACGGUCGUAUAGCAGCCAUCAAGGAGUCCCUGAGGUCCCAUGGACUGGGCAACAGUGUGUCAGUUCUGAGCUACAGUGCCAAGUUUGCCUCCAGUUUCUAUGGACCAUUCAGAGAUGCAGCCAAGUCAGCCCCUGCGUUUGGAGACAGGAAGUGUUACCAGCUGCCUCCAGGUUCCAGAGGACUGGCCAUCAGGGCUGUGGAGAGAGAUGUACGUGAGGGAGCAGACAUGCUGAUGGUCAAACCUGGCAUGGCCUAUCUGGACAUCGUCAGGGACACCAAGAACAAGUUCCCGAACCACCCCCUGGCUAUCUACCAGGUGUCAGGAGAGUACGCCAUGUUGUACCACGGUGCCCAGGCCGGCGCCUUCGAUCUCAAGACUAUUGUCAUGGAGGUACUGACUGGUAUGAGGAGGGCAGGGGCAGACAUCAUCAUCACUUACUACACCCCCCUCCUGUUGGACUGGCUCCAGGAGCAGUAAGGAGACACAGGAACUACGUCUCAUUCAUUCACUCAAUACCUGGUGUAGCAUCUCCUGAGCAUUAGAUGUGCUUGCACACUGAUGCUGAGGCUUGUUGACAGCCUUACAUGCACCUCUUAUAUACAAUUUUGCUUCCAGCUCACAAUCCUAUCCAUGGUCUCACUAAUCAUCACAGAGAACAAUAUUAGAUCCAAGAUCAGGCCAGAGAGAUUUUAACAAAUUUUUGAUAAGAUUUUUGUUGAUUUUAUUUUAAUUUGAGUUGUCAUUGAAAAAUAUUGAUAAUCUAGAUGGAAUAACUAGCAACUAGUAUUCUGCAAUGAGGCAAUAACUGACAUUAAAAGCAAAGCAGGUAUCUUUAAACAUGAGACAUAUAUACAAGUGCCCAAUUAUGACCAAAUGCAAUGAUUGCAAUAAAUAGAUGAUAUAAUCUUUCUAUGAACCU
Molecule: messenger RNA, 1456 nt
Organism: Branchiostoma belcheri (Belcher's lancelet)
Lineage: Eukaryota; Metazoa; Chordata; Leptocardii; Amphioxiformes; Branchiostomatidae
Product: delta-aminolevulinic acid dehydratase-like
Exons: 11
Coding region: 25-1014 (329 amino acids)
Biological process (GO): heme biosynthetic process
Cellular component (GO): cytosol
Molecular function (GO): zinc ion binding; porphobilinogen synthase activity
Source: RefSeq, a predicted model, not a curated record